Messenger RNA from Vanrija pseudolonga, 1688 nucleotides. Its product is annotated as N amino acid transport system protein. The record is from RefSeq and is a predicted model, not a curated record. Gene Ontology annotation, molecular function: L-amino acid transmembrane transporter activity. The coding region runs from base 153 to 1622 and encodes 489 amino acids. Gene Ontology annotation, biological process: amino acid transmembrane transport. The transcript has 3 exons. Lineage: Eukaryota; Fungi; Basidiomycota; Tremellomycetes; Trichosporonales; Trichosporonaceae.
GGACAUUUUGCCCGCUCGCUCGAACAGGCGUCUGGCAGGCUUGCGGGGCAGGACAAGUCCCGCGUCCAACUACUUAAGACAAGAGGCUCCACGACCCCUUCUUGUUUGUUGUCAACCCAGCCAGUUGCCCCACCAGUCAAGCACCAGCCACCAUGUCCUACGACCCAGAGAAGGCCCUCGAUGACCACAAUGGUCACAUCAACCACCAGGCCGGCAAGAACGGCGACUAUGCCGUCGAGAUCGCCCCCGCCGGCAACGAGCGUCUCGUCCAGGACGCCGUGUUCGGUGACAUGAGCGAUGGUGGUCCCAACUACCGUGCCGUCGGCCCCGUCGGCUCGUUCGUCCUCAUGACCAAGGCCAAUGUCGGUCUUGGUGUGCUUUCGAUCCCCUUCACAUUCAUGCUGGUGGGCAUGGCCCCCGGUAUUAUCCUGCUCUUCGUCUUGGCCUGCAUCGUCGUCUACUGUGCGUGCAUCAUCGGUGACUUCAAGAUGAACCACCCCGAGGUCUACGCUAUUGCCGACGCUGGCUACAUUGUCGGCGGUGUCAUUGGCCGCGAGUACUUUGGUCUCGCCUUUGUCCUGUUCAUGAUCUUCGUCGCUGCCUCGGCCAUGCUCGGCACCUCGACGGCUCUCAACGCCGUCUCGGUCCACGGCGAGCCCCUCAGGAACUACUGCACCGCCAUGUGGGUCGCCAUCGCCGCCGUCAUUGGUCUCCUCAUGGCCUCGAUCCGUACCCUCGGCAAGAUUGCCUGGCUCGGAUGGGUCGGCCUCAUCUCUAUCAUCGCCGCCAUCAUGAUCCUCACCAUUGCCGUCGGUGUCCAGGACCGCCCCUACGACGCCAUGAAGGAGUACCCCACUGGCCCUUGGCCCAAGGACCUCCGCAUCACGUACAAGGCGCCUUUCGCUGACGCCAUGUCGGCCCUCAACAACAUUCUGUUCGCCUUUGCCGCUACGCCCACCUACUUUGGCAUCAUCUCGGAGAUGCGUGACCCCCGCCUCUUCAAGCGCUCCAUGAUCGCUUCGAUGACGUUCGUCUUCAUCCUCUACGCCGUCCUCGGUGCCGUCGUCUACUACUUCUGUGGCCAGUUCGUCUCCUCGCCCGCUCUUGGCUCGGCCGGCCCUCUUCUCAAGAAAGUCUCGUACGGCAUUGCCAUCCCUGCUCUGCUCGUCACCCUCUGCAUCUACUCGCACCUUGCCGCCAAGUACUUCUUCGUCCGCAUCCUCUCGGGCUCGGUCCACCUCAGCAAGCCCUCGGCUGUCCACUGGGGUACUUGGCUCGCCUGCGUCUUUGGCUCGAUCGGCAUUGCCUACAUCAUUGCCUCGGCCAUCCCCAUCUUCUCCAACCUCAUCUCGCUCGUCGGUGCCCUCAUCGGCCCCUCGGUCUGUAUCAUCCCCUACACCAUCAUGUGGUACCACGACAACUGGAAGCUUGUUGCCCCCAGCGAGCGCACUGGCCGCGCCAGGCUCAUGCUCGCCUUCAACGUCCUCCUUGCCGUCAUUGGUGUCUUCCUCACUGUCGCCGGCACGUACGGUGCCAUCAAGACCAUCAUUGACGACAAGACGCGCGGCAAGCCCUGGUCGUGUGCCGACAACUCGCACUCGGUGCCUGUCAAGUCUUCGUAAAUUCAGCAUCAGGUGUUGUUCAUAAUCUAGGAGUGUGUGGUAUGCAAAAUCACUUGUAACCGAGAG